UUAUGGCUGUUACAACAGUAGCUAGACUAUGUAUUAUACCCGCAGAAGAAUUACAUUCCAGUUGUAUUUUAGAAAAUGGCUGCUGUAGCAGCAAUUGCCCCUAACCUUUGGCGUUUAUCACCAGCCAAAAUCAAGUGCGAUAGCACCCCUUGCGUCAAUCCAAGAACAGAAUCAGCACUGAAACGGGAAAACCAUCAUCUCUUAUCCAGAUUUUGUACCCAUCUUUCUAUUCAGAAACAUGGCAGUUUUCACUCUCACUUCUCACUCAAAGCUGCUUCAUCUUCUUCAGUUGAGAGUACAGAGUAUACAGAGGAGCCUGCAACAAAAGUAAAGUUCCAAACGUCAUUAAGCAUUCCAGGCUGCUCCACCUCAAUGCCAUUAACUGGAACUGGAUACAGGGAGAAAGUUUUUGCAGUCAUUGGUGUCAAGGUGUAUGCUGCUGGCCUAUAUGUGAAUCAGUCAAUUUUCACUAGGCUAGAGGCCUGGAAAGGGCAGUCUGCUGCAGAUCUGCAACAGGAUUCAGAGUUCUUUGACACAAUUUUUCAGGCUCCUUUGGAAAAAUCUCUGCAAAUUGUUCUGGUGAGAGAUGUGGAUGGUAAAACAUUUUGGGAUGCCUUAGAUGAAGCCAUCUCUCCAAGAAUUAAAUCGCCUACUCCAGUUGAUACCUCUGCUCUUUCUACAUUUAGUACUCUGUUUCAAGGGAGGCCUCUUAAUAAGGGUACCAUUAUCUUGUUGACUUGGCUGGACUCUACCAAAAUGCUUGUUUCUGUAUCAAGUGAUGGGCUGCCAUCUGGUGUUGACGCAACUAUUGAGUCAACAAAUGUGAUAUCUGCUCUUUUUGAUGUAUUUCUGGGAAGUGAUUCAGUUUCUCCUACUCUUAAGGCUUCAGUGACCAGUGGAUUGACAGCAUUGCUGAAUGGCUGAAGUAAAGAAAACAAGAGAGAUUUUCUGCUCAGUUGUUUUCAUUCCUGACACUCAAUGCUCAUCAUAGCUUUCUACAUGAAUGAACUGCUCUAAAUCUUGUUUUUUACACUAUGAACACUUUGGAAAGAGCAUUGCUCCACUAAUCUAAUAACCAGAAAUAAGAACCCUCCAUCCUUUGGAAA
Messenger RNA from Coffea eugenioides, 1106 nucleotides. Its product is annotated as fatty-acid-binding protein 3, chloroplastic. Lineage: Eukaryota; Viridiplantae; Streptophyta; Magnoliopsida; Gentianales; Rubiaceae. The transcript has 5 exons. Gene Ontology annotation, cellular component: chloroplast stroma. The coding region runs from base 76 to 924 and encodes 282 amino acids. Gene Ontology annotation, biological process: fatty acid metabolic process. The record is from RefSeq and is a predicted model, not a curated record. Gene Ontology annotation, molecular function: intramolecular lyase activity; fatty acid binding.